AUGGCCUUUCUUUUGUAUACGUGCUUCUUGUUACUGUUGGUGACUGUCGUUACUGCCCAAGACGAAGGACUUGUAUGUGGUCAAAAUGAAAUCUUCAAAACUUGCGGUUCGCCUUGUAUCAGCACGUGUACUUACAAGCCUGAUAUUUGUAUAGCUAUGUGUAGUACUGGGUGCUUUUGCAAAGAAGGGUAUGUGCGAGAGUCCAAUAAAACUGGCAGUUCAUGUAUAAAACAGGAAGAUUGUGAAAAUGUGAACGUAUUGCCAACGUGUGCCGAAAAUGAAGAAUUUUUGACAUGCGGUUCAGCAUGCCCACCAACAUGUAACGAUUGGUCUUAUCCACUUCCAAAACAGCCUACCCCGUGCAUCAUGAUGUGCAAGAGAGGUUGUUUCUGCAAGAAUGGUCUUUACCGUUCUAAGGAUGGCAAAUGCGUCGAACCCGAAGAGUGUUGUGGCAAGAACGAGGUAUUCACAAGCUGUGGUUCAGCCUGUGUCGAAACGUGUAACAACAAGUCUGAUAUGUGUACUGACCAAUGUGUCGCUGGUUGCUUUUGUCGUCGCCCAGGUCAUGUGCGUUUAAAUAACAACACUAAUAGUUUAUGCAUUCCUCCUAAUGAAUGUCCAAAAUGA
Messenger RNA from Rotaria socialis, 627 nucleotides. The record is from the annotation of a GenBank genome assembly. NCBI's taxonomy places the organism in Eukaryota, Metazoa, Rotifera, Eurotatoria, Philodinida, Philodinidae.